This is a messenger RNA of Metarhizium robertsii ARSEF 23, 945 nucleotides long. RefSeq lists its product as uncharacterized. The coding region runs from base 1 to 945 and encodes 314 amino acids. The record is from RefSeq and is a predicted model, not a curated record. NCBI's taxonomy places the organism in Eukaryota, Fungi, Ascomycota, Sordariomycetes, Hypocreales, Clavicipitaceae. The transcript is spliced from 3 exons.
AUGUCUGAUGAUGAAGCGGACCCUGAGCUCCUCGAACUGCUCCGCCAGCACCUGCAGGGCAAACUUGUCGUGAAGGAAGAGGCGGAUACAGGUGUUCUAGACGGGGCCGAGUAUGUAUACAACCAAGGCAUCGAUAUGGCCAUUGAUAUGCGGGCUACCAAGGCCGCUGCGCAGACGAUAUACGCCCAGAUGCAGAAGAAGCACUACUCAACGGCCACUUGGUCAGAGCACGAGCUUCAUCCCAAGGCAAAAGACGAGACCUCGGUGGCCUUCAUUUUCACCAUGGAUCUGCUGAAUUUCUCCUUCUGGUCUGAGUUGCCGGACGAUGAGAGGUUUGCUAUCGAGUAUCACGGGAGGAGGUGGACUGGGUAUUGGAGUCUUGUCGCAGCUAUCCAGAGGGCUUUGGAAGAAGGCGAGUUGCCAAUGUCACAUUUCAAGGCCCAGCAACGUACUGACAUCCGAUCAUCCACAGAAGAGGAGAUGCCGCUGCUGCAAGAACGACUAGACUGCCUCAGAGAAAGCGGCAGAGUAUUAUAUGAGCGAUACAACUGCUCCUUCGCAAACGUCAUAUCCGCAGCCAACGGCUCAGCAGCCGAACUUGUCAAUCUCUUGGCCCGAGACUUUUCAUGUUUCCGUGACGAGCACUACUUCGAAGGCAGAAACAAACCUGUGAGGUUCUUGAAGCGGGCUCAGAUUCUAGUCGCCGAUAUAUGGGCCUGCUUUGAGGGCCAGUCGUACGGCAAAUUUCGAGACAUUGACAAGAUCACCAUGUUUGCGGACUACCGCAUCCCCCAGAUUUUGAUUACUCUAGGCGCAUUGUACUGCAGUCCGCCAGUGGCGGCGGCUAUCAGGGACAGAAAGAUGUUCAAAAGUGGAGAUCGCUGGGAGGUGCAGUUGAGAGGUAACUAUAUACCAACCCUAGAAUGGUGCGCGUUUAUCCGCUAA